Molecule: messenger RNA, 1799 nt
Organism: Galleria mellonella (greater wax moth)
Lineage: Eukaryota; Metazoa; Arthropoda; Insecta; Lepidoptera; Pyralidae
Gene: fd102C
Product: forkhead box protein C1
Exons: 1
Coding region: 267-1223 (318 amino acids)
Biological process (GO): regulation of transcription by RNA polymerase II; anatomical structure morphogenesis; cell differentiation
Molecular function (GO): DNA-binding transcription factor activity, RNA polymerase II-specific; RNA polymerase II cis-regulatory region sequence-specific DNA binding
Source: RefSeq, a predicted model, not a curated record
UUCAUUAAUAUUUUUUAAGAACUAAAUAGUCUGUCUGAAAUAUUUUGUUGUUGCUAUUAGUACUGAUAGCCUCAAGGCAGGGCGCGUGGAGUCGCAAAGCCGCUGGAGUGGGGCGUCGCCAAACAAAAACAUGUAUACAACGAACGACUCGGUCACGAUUGGCUACAGCGGGCGCAGGCCGCCGCCUUCGGACCGGCUCACUCGCGCCGCCACGCAGUCGAAUCAGCCACCGAACGCACUCGACGCCGCGCUCUCGUCACAACAACAUGUGCAGCGGAUCCGAGGGAGGUCCCUGGCCGCUCGGUAAGGACGCGCCGACAGUCGCCGCCGCCGCGAUAGACCACUACCGUUUACAACUUUACAAUUACGCCGUUGCGGAGAGACUGCGCCUUUAUCCACCCACCGUAGCACCAUGUUACGCGCCGUACGCACCACGGCUCGCGCUCUCCAUGUCACUGCUGCAGCAACGAGUCAUGCAGCCAGAAGAACCAAAGCCCCAACACAGCUACAUUGGUCUCAUCGCUAUGGCAAUCCUGAGCUCGCCGGAACGAAAACUAGUGCUAUCGGACAUUUAUCAACAUAUCUUGGAUAAUUACCCUUAUUUCCGUAGCCGUGGACCCGGCUGGCGGAAUUCGAUACGACAUAAUUUAUCUCUCAAUGACUGUUUCGUGAAAGCUGGAAGAUCAGCAAACGGAAAAGGGCAUUACUGGGCAAUACAUCCAGCAAAUAUUGAAGAUUUCAGAAAAGGAGAUUUCCGAAGACGCAAAGCCCAAAGAAAAGUAAGGAAACACAUGGGGUUAGCUGUGGAUGAUGAUGGUGAGGACUCACCAUCUCCACCGCCACAGUCACCACCGCCGACGGCAUUGCCGUUGCCUUUCUGGGGGACCGGUAGGAUUCCCAGCAGUGGACAGGCGAGAAAAAGACAAUUUGAUGUCGCGUCCCUGCUGGCGCCGGACGAUGCGCCUGUUAAGUUACAACGACGUGACAGCAGCUGCGAAGAGGAGCCUGAGGAGGAUAUAGACGUGGUUGCUAGUGACCAAGAAGACCGUGCGACGGAUGAAGAGACACGCGCGCCAGUGGCGCCGGCGGCGCAGUACCCACUGCUUGGCGGCUGGUGGCCCGCGCUAGACCCGGCGUUACUACAGCAAUUGCGGCGGCAUUCCACGCCGGCGAUGCCUGCGCCCCCUAGCCCCACGGACCAACAACAUCCCCCAGAUACCUAGAAUGUGUUUUAAUACUAGUGCUGUACAAUAUUGUGAAUACACAUAAAAAAAAUAUAAAUAUGCCGACGGAUGUGUAUUGCUUUCUUGAAUAUUUUAGAAAUUAGAUUUAUUUUUUAUGAUAUAAUUUUUCUUAUACAUAUUCUUUUCUUUUUAAACUAUUUAUCUAUAUUUCUUAAAAUUUCUAUGGUAAACACAAUUUAAUUUAUACUUCUGAUUUCACAUGCGCUGGAUCACUGUUUCAACCUCUCGAUAUCUACCUAUUAUUAUUUCUGACUGUUUUCAAUAAAUAAUUUAAAUAUUUAUCAUGUAAAUAGCUAUAAAUUAUUUGUAAAGGUGAUAUUAAAUGUACUAAAACUGUAUUUAGAAGUGACAAAAUGUAAUUAAUGAAGCUAUUAUAAUAAUUACAAGUCUGAAAACGACCAAUCGCCUGUAGAUACUCUUAGUUUUAAUUGUAUAUAACGUAAAGGUGUCUACUCUUCGUUGUUAUCAGUGACAUGUACACAUACUGUUGUUUGUUUAUUAGAAAUCAUUAAUGAAUGACAAUCGAAUAUCUCAAAUCUACAUAAGAAUCUCCGA